CCGGUGUCAGGACGUGUUAUAAGUACUUUUUGUGGACGGUGGCAUGCCGUGACCAUCGGUGUGUUGAGCCACUCCAUGCGGUUGUUUACCCUAUUUGUACGACUUGGAAUUACCGAAGGUUGGUCGAUGUUCCUUGAUAGUUUCCCCGAGGAAUCCAGUGACAUCAGACAGCUCAUUCCUUGUAAGCAUCGAAGGGAUGCUUUUGUCAUAUGUUGUGCAACAACAAACUUGUUACCCAAGUGCUUCAAGACACAAAAAGGAACCAAGAUGGAAGGAGAACUUGAAACCCAAUUGAUAGCAGGCACUUCAGCCGAGAUAGUACAGGUGUUUUGUGGCAAGAUCAUGGGUAUAAAAUGGAGUGGUGCUUAGCAGAAGCAACCAAUCAACUGAGAUGGGAGAAAAGUUUCACUGAUCAGCCCGGAAGAAACUAGCGAAGGCUCUCAGGACUGUCACCAUGGCGUCCCUCAGACGAUUCGUACCAUUUGUACUACCUCUCUGGAUUGGCUUCUUUCUGAUCGCUGCCUCGACCCAAGUGAAUGCCCAGGGUUAUGGAGGAGGAAACCCUGCACCUGCCAACACCGCCACCACCUUGGGAUAUAAUGAUACAAUGUAUAACGAGAGCGUAGUGUUACCAGAAUCUGCAUUCGAAGGAGUAUGGGUACUAACACCUGCGCCGGUAAAUGUCGUCGUACUCGUUCCCUCUGCACGUGUCGGCAGGAGAAGGCACGGUGUGGUCAUCAUUAUCAUCAACACUGGAAACGAGUACACAGGGUGUUGCUUGCAAGGUUGGAGGUACAAGCACGGCUGCCUUAUCAGUGUCCUCGAAUUAUUUUUCAUCUGUCGAGACGGAACAUGGAUCCACAUAACCUUGGAGACUCAAGUGAGGAUGAUAGUUGAUGGAAAGUUGCUGUUAGGAAAAAUCGAAGAAAACGCGUCAUCAGUAUCUCCAACAGUCCCAUUAAUAUCGGGAUAGACAAUUUAUUGAAAUGGUCAGAUGUUAGCAUUGAUAAUAUGCAACAUAAUGCGGUAAUUGUGGAUGUUGUGGGUCAGAAUUAAAUAUGGAAUAUAUCUCGGCAAAAUUGCUUUCUUCUAUCUCGAGUAAGUUUAUAAAAUCGUGUCUACACUAACAUCAUUUGAAAUCUACAUUAUUUAUGAUCUGAAAAAUAACUAGCGCUGUAAAUGUCUAAGAAGUUACUUUAUUGUUUUUCACCAUAAUCACCAUCCAUACUUCACUAUAGUAUAGUGGUAUAAUACACCAUAUAUUUAUUAAUAAUGUCACUUUUUCUAAGGGCAAAGGUAAACUACACUAAUAUUAGGAUGAAUUUCUGACUAGGAAUUUUAUUUGGCUUCUAUUGUAUUCUUAUUGGUAUUAGGAUGAAUAAAAAAAGAUUAUUGGCAAAAGUAUGUUUUAUUUUGAGUGCCCUACUAAAAAUGUUACACAUAUGGAUUUCUGUAGCAUCUGAACUGAAACACUAAAAAAACACAGUUUUUAGUGUUCCCAAAUUUUUGUUUUGGUGAUAGUGGAAUCUUAACUUUCAGGAAAUACUUAAAGAGAUUAGGCAUCCUGCUCACUAAAUAACAUAAAACUUAUUAGGUGAUGUUAAAUAAUGUAUAGUGGGAUUUUGCAUUAGUAAAAAUUACAUUACCUUAGAUACCUACUUCAGUACCAAAGGUUAGAUGUUCCCCAAUUCUGAUUCACCAUCUUCGUACUUAUAUCUACAAAAGACUUAUUUUGCCAUGCAAUUGUAACAGCCAAAAAUA
Macrobrachium nipponense is the source of this 1761-nucleotide messenger RNA. RefSeq lists its product as uncharacterized. The record is from RefSeq and is a predicted model, not a curated record. NCBI's taxonomy places the organism in Eukaryota, Metazoa, Arthropoda, Malacostraca, Decapoda, Palaemonidae. The transcript is spliced from 7 exons. The coding region runs from base 455 to 973 and encodes 172 amino acids.